Messenger RNA from Vespa crabro (European hornet), 2341 nucleotides. RefSeq names its product pupal cuticle protein-like. Bases 1163 to 1657 code for a protein of 164 amino acids. The record is from RefSeq and is a predicted model, not a curated record. NCBI's taxonomy places the organism in Eukaryota, Metazoa, Arthropoda, Insecta, Hymenoptera, Vespidae. The transcript has 4 exons.
AUUUUACAUAUUCUCUAAAAUUUGAUUUGAUUUAUCGAUAAUACAGUUUCAAUCAUCUAAGCAAUUAUCUUAUAAACUCGCCAGAUGGCAGCAAGAUCGAAAUGUUGAUAACGAAGGCAGCAUUAAUGGUAAAAGGAAGAUCUGUAAUAAUUAUUUAAAUGAUAGAUGAAACUUUUGAUCGUUUUUUAUUACACAAAAAAGACAAGAAUAUUUCAAAUGAUAUUACAAAAUUAAUAUGAGAAAAAUUUCCGAAUAGUUAUCGUUGUUCAUACGUAACAAAAGCUGCGAUUCGGGUUGUAAGAUUUUAAUUCUUCUUGAGGAAUUUUUUUUCUAUUGUAAGGGCAAUCCAAUUGUUCUUCCAUUAGAGAAGCAACAGAAAAUAGAAAAUAAAAGAAACAAAAAAAAAGAAAGAGAAAAUGCUCUCGUUUUCGUACAUGAUCGGUUACGUAUACUCGCGGAUCUUGAAUUAUCAAAGGUUCGCAAAAGGAAUCUUUCGUCUAUGAAACAAUCACGUAUAUUGGUGGUGAACCACUUUAGUUGACGAAUGAUUGUCACGCAUUGCGAUAAAAGUGACAAAACUAUUUACGAUAUUAUCGUGUGGGUUGUGAAUUCGAAGUAUUGUAUAAAUCAAAUGACGCAAUUACGAUGACAUUUUCUUCUUUUUUACCUUUUUUUUUUAUUUGGUUCUUUUUUUGUUUUGUUUUCUUUUUUUAAGAAGAAGAAGAAGAAGAAGAAGAAGAAUUCUAUUACGAUAAAAAAUCGAAAAAUAUACGAGAUUCAUCUUCAUCAUUCAUUAUAUAUCAUUCUAAGAUAUACAUAGGUCGAUAAAUCUUAGAUGCAUAGAUCUAUUGAACAUGACCCAUGAACGUUGUUGGCUGGUAUCGUUGGUUCGCAUAACUCGCUCACGGAAAUGGCGAGACACGUUGUAGCCUUAAAGAGAGCAUUUUCUUGGGUGUGGUUAAGACCCUGUCUUUGUGGUGAGUGUAGUAUAAAAAGGUGGGGCAUGAUCGAGUGCCAAUGCAGUCACUACUCCUAUAAAUUCGACGAUCUACGUCAGUGAAACUUGUAAUGCAGUUCUCGACUUCGUUUGAAUCGGACGUGAUAGUUAGAAAUCGUUGCUUCUUAGAACGUCAUUUUGAUUGAGUCCGUACAUUGGGGAAAGAUGAUCCAGUAUAUCGUAAUAUUUUGUGGAAUGUUGAGCGUGGUCUUUGGUGCUCCGCAAUGGUAUGGACCACAUCAUGCUGGUUAUGGUGGUCAUGCCGCACCGGCACCACUUGGUCCCGAUGGUCGUGUCGUAGAUACUCCUGAAGUAGCCCAAUUAAAGGCCGCACAUUUGUCAGCUUUGGCCGAGGCAAAUGCACGUGCACCGAAAGGACUUGGACCUGUAUCCGGACCUUAUCCAUCUCAUGCGGCACCUGCUGGUUACGCGCCGCAUUAUAGCGGACCACCAGCACCAUUGGGACCCGAUGGACGUGUAGUAGACACACCCGAGGUUCAACAAGCUAAAUCAGCACAUUUCUCUCUUUACAAUGCGGAAGCACAACGUGUACCAGCCGGGCCAGCUGAUCCAGUUUCAUCUGGUGCCUAUGAUCCAUCCUGGAAUAAUAAUGGUGCUUGGAAUCAAGGCUCAUGGAACAACGGAAACAAUUAUUAUUGAAAGGAUCUUUCUUUUUUUCUCUCUCUCUCUCUUUUUCUCAUUUCCUGACUUUUUUUUUCUUUCUUUAUUUCUUUGAUCACGUUCGUUCGACUGCAAUCAAUUUAAAAAAAGAUACUCCGUUCGCGUAUCUUUUGAAAAUCUACCUCGAGAUAAUAUUCGACUAUUUUAUCUACCUCGUACCAAGACUAAUCUUAAGAAGAAGAUGAAGAAGAAAUAUAUAUAUAUAUAUAGCAUAUAUAUAUAUAUGCUCAGUUCGUUCCGACUGGUUUCAAGUAUAAUUUUCAACUACCUCUUAUUAUUUAUUCGGACGAACGAGUAAUAUAUUUCUUCGAUUCAUAGAUCUCUCUUUCUCUCUCUCUCUUUUUCUGUCUAUUUCUUUUGCUUUUUUAUUUUAUCAUUUAUAUUAUAUUGUCAUAUUACAUAUCGAGCGAUCAAUUCUAUCCAAUCUCUUUUAUGCGUAUGGUGCUAUUAAAUAUAUUAUAUAUACAUAUUUAUAUAUAUAUAUAUAUACACACUUACACGCACAAAAAUAUGUAUACAUAAAAGUGUUAUAAAUAAUCUAGUUAUAUAAAGAAUUUUCAAUCCUCAUUGUAUCAAUCGUCAUAUCAAUAAUUAUGUAUCGAACGAGUUCUCAUCGCAAGGAAAUAAUUUUCAAGGUUACUCGAAUAAUAUUGUUUUAAACAA